AUGGCGUCUUCACUACGACUGCCCGUGGGCAGCUUCGCUUCUAGCACACGUCCAACCACCAUGAUAUCCCAGUACGGCCCGGUAUCGCAAAUCCGGUCCUUCUCACAGGUGCCUCAACGACUGGCGGGGAUUCGGUCUCAGAACUUUAACGCGAAAGGCCAGGCGCAGCCCUCGUUGAAGUCCCGCCAUAGGGAUGCGAUGCAGAGUGCUCAGAUGCCUCCGGAGGCACCAUGGUUACCGGGGACAUUUGUGCGCCCUUUGUGGCGUAAUACGCCCUCGGUCUUUACGCAUCCGAAAGAGGCCUGGAGGGUGCAAUUCACUUGGGCCAAGUCCAAGUUCAUGGACUUUGGAUCGUUGGUGAUUUAUCGCUGGCAGCUGAAGUUGACCGAUACUCUCUUGUGGGGAAAGCGCCGACAGAUUGUGCGCCAAUUGCAUGAAGAUAUGUACACUGCUUUUGCGAGCGGCGACAAGAACGCCCUGAAAGCCCUCUGCGUUCCCAGUUUCGCCGAAAAGCUCAUUGCUCAAAUCGAUAGCCGCCCAGCAGGCCAAAAGAUCACCUGGACCCUCAAUUCCUGGCUUCGCCGCCCGGACACUCUCUUCAGAGGUAUUCGCAUCCUCUCUGACCGCGCGACCCAAUUCCCGGACGUCCCCAGCGCCGGUGCUCGCCAGAUCGUCUUCUGCAUUACAUCCCGCCAGACGAUGAGCAAGUCCAGACGCGUUGGCUUCGGCAAAGCGACCAAAUUCGUUGAAGAGCCAAAGAAGGUUCAGGACUGCCGUGAGUAUAUCACCAUCCAGCAGAUUACCUUCCGCGGAAAGCCCGGUGGAUGGCGGAUUUGGGGCCACGCCAAACCGACCACAUUUGAAGACAUCGAAACCGAUCCUUACUUCCGUCCUACAACGAGCUUGAAGGAGCGUCUUAAUGGCAUCAUGUCCCAAGCUGGCCUUAAAUAG
Penicillium atrosanguineum is the source of this 951-nucleotide messenger RNA. RefSeq lists its product as uncharacterized. Gene Ontology annotation, cellular component: mitochondrion. Lineage: Eukaryota; Fungi; Ascomycota; Eurotiomycetes; Eurotiales; Aspergillaceae. The record is from RefSeq and is a predicted model, not a curated record. Bases 1 to 951 code for a protein of 316 amino acids. The transcript is spliced from 3 exons.